This is a messenger RNA of Sander lucioperca (pikeperch), 2329 nucleotides long. RefSeq names its product probable polypeptide N-acetylgalactosaminyltransferase 8. The record is from RefSeq and is a predicted model, not a curated record. Lineage: Eukaryota; Metazoa; Chordata; Actinopteri; Perciformes; Percidae. The transcript is spliced from 11 exons. Gene Ontology annotation, cellular component: Golgi apparatus. Bases 107 to 1993 code for a protein of 628 amino acids.
GUCUGGUUGAAGCUGUCAGUCCAGUAGCCUAGUCUAAGGUCGCUGCGCGCGUGUCUUUCAAGGUUUUCCAUUCCCUUGCUGGGAGUUCAGUCUGUGUGUUAUCACUAUGAGACGGGUGUCGUUCAAGCGGUCAAUCGUCAUACUGGGGGGGAUCGGGCUCCUCGUCUACGUGGGCAUGUUUCUAAAGGGUAGAUAUGAGCCUGAAGAUGAGACUGACAAACAGCUAGACACACCGCGUAUGAGCAGGAGUUUUUCUGACCUGGAGACAAGCAUCAACAAUCUCCACAAUGUAGUCAGAGCUUUUGAGAAAAAGCAGGACACCAUGCAGAAAAUGCUCGAAGAGGACAGACUCAGAUGGAGAAAAGCUGCAGAGGUCGAACAGCCAGCUGUCAAAACACAGCCAGAGCAGCAAGAGAAACCUGAAGCAAAAGUCCCGGACCAAGAGAAAAAGUCUAAUAAACUGUUUCCCAAAUCUCCCCUGUUCGUGACGUGGGGGGAGAAUCUCUCGGAGGAUGACCAAAGAGAGGCACAGGCUUUGUUUGACAAGUAUGGAUACAACGUUUUUCUCAGCGAUCGCCUUCCUCUAGACCGAGCUCUUCCAGAUACCAGGGAUCCAAGGUGUCUGAAAAAGAGUUACUCAGAAGACUUACCAAGUAUUGGAGUAGUAUUGAUCUACCUGAAUGAGGCCCUGUCUAUUAUCAAAAGAGCUAUGCGCAGCAUCAUUGACCGCACCCCUAAACACCUGCUGAAGGAGAUAAUAUUGGUGGAUGACAAUAGCUCUGAAGAAAACCUGAAGGGUGACCUUGACAUGUACGUGAAGUCGCUCGAGCAGGAGGACCCCAGUCUCUCUAUUAAAAGGGUGAGGCACAAUGUGUCUUAUGGCCUGUCUCACGCCAGGGCUUCUGGCUGGAGGGCUGCUACUGCUGACGUGGUGGCCAUCCUGGAUGCGCACAUCGAAGUCCAUGAGCUGUGGGCGGAACCCCUGCUGACGCAGAUCAAGGCUGACCGAACGGUGGUGACAUCCCCUGUGUUUGACAAAGUAAACUUUGAUGACCUCACGGUUAUUCCAUACCAGCCAGCAUCACACGCCUUCGACUGGGCUUUAUGGUGCAUGUAUGAGAGUUUUUCAGACGAGUAUUACAAACUCAAAGACGGCUCGUUGCCUGGAAAAAGUCCAUCGGUCAUGGGGAUCCUAGUUGCUGAAAGAAAGUAUCUGGGAGAAAUCGGACUCCUCGAUGAAGGAAUGAAAGUGUACGGUGGAGAAAAUGUUGAGCUGGGCAUUCGAGUGUGGACAUGUGGAGGCAGUAUUGAAGUAGUUCCAUGCUCCAAGAUCGCCCACAUUGAGAGGGCCCACAAGCCCUACAUGCCUGACCUGAGCAAAGCCAUGAAGAGAAACGCCCUGAGGGUAGCAGAAGUCUGGAUGGAUGAAUACAAACACAACGUCAACUUGGCUUGGAACUUGCCGUUUGAGAAUCACGGAAUUGACAUUGGGGAUAUCUCUGAAAGGAAAAAACUGAGGGAAAGGUUGCACUGUAAACCUUUCAAAUGGUAUCUGGAAAAUGUGUAUCCCAAGUUGGAUCCCUUGACUGACCUAGUUGCCUAUGGAGGAAUGAGGAAUCUUGAUGCUGACAGGUGCAUAGACCAAGGACCAGUACCAGGUCACACACCCAUUGCCUACAAUUGCUACUACUAUGGACCUCAAAUGUGUUAUUAUCGGUCAGAUGGUGAGCUCUAUAUCGGCGGCAUCAAGUCCCACAAGUACAAUGACAACCGGUGUUUAACUGACCCGGGGAAAAAAGAAACGGAGCCUGGCCUUCAUAACUGCAAAGAGGCUAAGCAGAAAGGAAUGGGAAUUCACUGGGACUUCACUCAGGGCAAAGAACUGAAGAACAGAGAUACAAAAAGGUGUCUGGAGAUUAAGAACGGCCUGCUUCUAAUACAGGAAUGCUCUGGCCAAAAAUGGGAAAUCCAAAACAUAAUCAAAGCCUUUUAAAGCGUGUGGCCAACAAGAAGUGAACUUCUCUGCUCAUUGGUCAGUGAAUAAUAUCACCUGAAUGUGUAAAAUGGACAUUUGCUCAACAGUUUAUGAAUGGACAAAGUCAUUAUUUGUACUAUUUAUUAUUCUGCCAAUAAAAAAAAAGAGUUAUAUAAAACUGAAGAGUUAUAUUUGCUAAUUGGACCAGGGUACUGUCAAAGAUAUGCAAGCUGUCUCCCAGGAGGUCUGUCUAUAUUACAAGUAUUGUGUGGGAAAGAGCAUUGCUGGGAUCGCUGACACACAGCAUCUUAUAAAUACUGCUUAUGAAGGAGAUACCCAAAAUUAUGCAAUUUA